This is a messenger RNA of Rhineura floridana, 1836 nucleotides long. RefSeq names its product transcription elongation regulator 1 like (gene TCERG1L). The transcript is spliced from 13 exons. Bases 1 to 1836 code for a protein of 611 amino acids. NCBI's taxonomy places the organism in Eukaryota, Metazoa, Chordata, Lepidosauria, Squamata, Rhineuridae. The record is from RefSeq and is a predicted model, not a curated record. Gene Ontology annotation, molecular function: RNA polymerase binding; transcription coregulator activity. Gene Ontology annotation, cellular component: nucleus.
AUGCUCCCGGUGCCGAGAGCCAAGCGGCGGCAGCCUCUCCUGUGGCCCGGGAAUGCGGAGCCCCCAGCGCCUCCCUGGAUUUGGAUGGUCCCGAGCGCGACUGGGCUAAUUCGGGUCGGGGGCGCCGCUGGGGUGGUGCCCCCUCCUCUGCUGCUCUCCUCGCCUCCUCAACCUCCCCCACCUCCGCCGCCUGCACCGCUGAUCCAAGGGGUUUCAGGCUGGCAACUUCCCUGCGAUCCUUUUCUGCCUUUGAUGGCACCGGAGCAUCAUUCGUCUGUUCAUCAGCUUCCCUUUCUGAACGGACAGUGGAUGUUUGGAGCUCAUUCUCCAGUCAUUGGAUUUUCACCUUCUUCAAGUGUGGAGUUUGUUCCUCUUUAUCCUCAUGUAUACACAACUGCUACUCCACAUCAUUCUGGGAAAAGUUGGAUAGAAAAGAGGCUUCCAAAUUGCAAGAUCUAUUUAAACAAUGCAUUUGCUCUGGAUUCCGCAUGGAUACAUCCUGAGGAACUACGAAUUUACCAGGGACAUGAGAAACCUCUUGUUAUGACAAAUCAAGUAGCUGUGGCUUUAUCUAGGCCAGCUACUGCUCCUAGGCCUCUUCCUGCAGUGGUGUUAACACCCCAGCCUAUUCCAGGUGGCUGCCUUAAACAAGCUGGCAGUAACCAGGCCAUUACAUUUGCAGCAGCCAUGGUGUCAGUAGAUGCAGAUGCCUCUCAGGGACCAUCAUCAAGUAUCCAGCCAUGCCAUGUGCUGACUUUGUCACCAAUUAAAAUUCCAGUUUUGACAUCACCUUUCCCAGGUGCUGCUUCUAGAAUGGAUACUCAUAUGACUCCUCUGAUGCCAACUCAAGUCACCAGGGUAGCGGCUAUCUCUUCACCAGCUGUGACAUUCAUGGCAACCAAUUUGGUGGAUCAGACAUUAACAGUUGCUGAUAAAGGUAAAGAAUCAAACAGGCCCUCCUGCCCACCAACCCUAAUUUUACACACUGAAAUGAAAAACAAACCAACAGAAAGUGAAGAUGAGAAGAAUCAUCCUUUAAAACUGCUCCCAGACGAUGGCAAUGCUUCAAAUGGCAACAAGCCUGUGGCAUCCACUCCUGUACCAGGAUCUCCGUGGUGUAUAGUCUGGACUGGAGAUGACCGAGUCUUCUUCUUCAACCCUACAAUGCAGUUGUCAGUAUGGGAGAAACCUGUGGAUCUAAAGCAUCGUGGUGAUAUUAACAGAAUCAUUGAAGACCCACCUCAUAAACGCAAACUGGAAACUUCAGCAACAGAUAAAAGUGAUGGCUCUUAUACAGAAGAUUUAAAUGAUGAUCACAGUACCAAAACAAAGAGAAAUAAACUGGAAGAUCCUCAGAAUGCUGGGCUAAACAAGGUCGAAGAGAAAAAUGUGAAAGCAUCAGAAGAUCAGAUUAUACUCCCAUUGGAAGAACGUAUUAGCCAUUUCCGAGAUAUGCUUCUGGAAAGAGGGGUCUCUGCAUUUUCCACAUGGGAAAAGGAGUUACACAAAAUAGUAUUUGAUCCACGCUAUCUUCUGUUGAACUCAGAAGAACGUAAACAGAUAUUUGAGCAGUUUGUCAAGACCAGAAUAAGAGAAGAAUACAAGGAAAAGAAAAAUAAGUUACUGCUAGCCAAAGAGGAGUUUAAGAAGCUGCUGGAGGAAUCUAAAUUAUCACCACGGACAACAUUUAAGGAGUUUGCCGAGAAAUAUGGCACUGAUCAACGAUUUCGACUUGUUCAGAAGAAGAAAGACCAGGAGCAUUUUUUCAAUCAGUUCAUACUUAUCCUUAAAAAAAGAGACAAAGAGAAUAGAAUACGGCUACGUAAGAUGAGAUAA